This is a messenger RNA of Hyaloscypha bicolor E, 1060 nucleotides long. RefSeq lists its product as uncharacterized. NCBI's taxonomy places the organism in Eukaryota, Fungi, Ascomycota, Leotiomycetes, Helotiales, Hyaloscyphaceae. The record is from RefSeq and is a predicted model, not a curated record. The transcript has a single exon. Bases 78 to 740 code for a protein of 220 amino acids.
CGAAGACAAAGUCAACAUCAACAAACAAUCACCCACCGCACUUAUCCUCAUCGACCGCAUCAGAGAUGACCUCAGCAAUGUCAUCAGAGAUGGCUUUGUCUCCCGUCUUCACCAUCUUCAUGAGUCUACCAUCAGAGCUGCGAAUCAAGAUCUGGAGAUGUUCUUUCCCUGGACCUCGUGUUGUUCCUGUGCGAUUCCAACGAUCCUCAAAUCAAUACACCUCUAACUCGGCGCCUCCUCCCCUACUCUACGUUUGCUCCGAGUCACGAUCCCUCUUUCUAUCCACCUACACGAAGUUUAUCCUGUCCCCAAAGUACGACUCUGCCGUCUUUAUCAAUUUCAACAUCGAUACAAUCUUCUUCGACAAUCUAGAAUGCAGCCCCGACGGCGAUCUCUCAUUGGACUUAGCGAGGAGCCCCCACAGUGGUCGGAUUCUGUCAUGUGCGAUUGAUUCACAGGUUUGGGAGGUUUUGCGAGUAUUCAAGUACGACUCGUUAAGCGAAGUGAUGAGGAUGCCGAACUUGAAAACCAUUGCUCUGGUCAUGCUGAGAGAUUACGAUGGGGGAGGACUUGACCGAAUACAGGCGGAGAAAUAUGGGAGGGAGAACACCCUUAUUAGGAUGAACUCGAAUACAGUGGAGUCGGAGAUAAUGCACGUCCAAGGGUAUGUGGACAACUUGAGGGCCGAUUUGAAGCAGCGGGUUGGCAACGUACCGAAUGUGCAGCUGUGGCUAUUGUAAUGAGGCUUCGAGUAGAUGAUAGCGCCUUGUCGAGAGUGGCAGUCGUGUCUCUCAUUUCAUUCUUCAAUAUGAGUAAUCGAGCGAUGCGUUGCAUAUUGUUUUUUUUCAAAUCGGUUCGGUGACAGACCGUCUUGCCCGCGUCAAGGUACGCUUUCCACCACUGCAACAUCGUUGAUUUACCGCGGCUGGUGAGGUCAAGAUUCUUCUGCAGAUGGAUCAUGUUCGGCUGGACUGGCAGUCCAAUCCAGUGGAUACCCCGGACGUGCAACCACCUAAUCUAAUCGUGUUUUCCCAAAAUAUUACCUUUUUUUUACAAUUUG